Messenger RNA from Pararge aegeria (speckled wood butterfly), 1278 nucleotides. Its product is annotated as rho-related GTP-binding protein RhoN-like. Gene Ontology annotation, molecular function: GTPase activity; GTP binding. The record is from RefSeq and is a predicted model, not a curated record. The transcript is spliced from 7 exons. Gene Ontology annotation, biological process: small GTPase-mediated signal transduction. NCBI's taxonomy places the organism in Eukaryota, Metazoa, Arthropoda, Insecta, Lepidoptera, Nymphalidae. The coding region runs from base 251 to 946 and encodes 231 amino acids.
CGACGGGAGAGGACGUUUGUUUACUUUCGCGAAAACAGCAUCCGCGUGUUCUGAAUAUAAAUCGUAAACGAAUCUCGAUUUCUGUAUUGAACAAAGGUUUUGUGUAAUCACAUUUUAAUACUUUCGAAUUAUUAAGUUUUAAAAUGUGUGUGUGCUUUUGAAAAUUGUGUUCCUUAUUUGUGAAGUUUUUUUUUCGGACACUUACCGGUGAUUGGAUAAACUUGUCUCGAAGAUUACACCGAGUAGUGACAUGUGGUCCGGCAAGAAGUGUUCAGAGGGGGGCGCGGGCACCCCCUCUGAGGAGGAGAUCAAAGUUGUGCUUGUGGGAGACACACAAUGCGGGAAGACCUCUUUGGUGCAGAGAUUUGUGUCUGACACCUUUGUUGAGGCAUACACGCCCACCGGGUUCGAGAAGUACGGAUACACAUGCACCGUCGCAGAUUACAGAGUCAACUUCUCCGUAUGGGACACAUCAGGAACCACAGCCUACGACACAGUGAGGCCACUGGCGUACCAGGACGCGAAGAUAUUCAUGCUCUGCUUCAACAUCGCAGAACCUGAGACGCUAAACAAUUCUGCUGCUAAGUGGUACAAAGAAGUGCGCACGCAUGGCGGCUUGGCUCCGGUGCUGUUGUGUGGGUGCAAAGCGGACCUCAGGCAUGACAAGGAGACGCUGACCAUGCUGUCCAAGCUACGGACACAUCCAGUCACCAGCGAAGAGGCUCUAUCAGUAGCGAGGCAGUUAGGAGCGACAACGUACGUAGAAACGUCGGCCCGAGCUUCCAGCAAAGGAGUGAAGGACGCCUUCGAGGUCGCAGCGUUGGCGGCGCUGGGCAAGCUCAACAAACAACAGAUGAAGCAGCAGAAGCAAGUGGGACGCAGCAAGAGCAAGCGCGACUUGAAAGCUGAGCUGAAAGGACGGGCGAAGAGUUGUUGCGUCAUGUGAUCCGUAGCUGGCCACCCAUCCAGGUGGCCGCACGACUGCUAGGCGACCACCGCCCUUCCGGAGUACUACAUAGUGAACCUUUUUGGAUAACAAACAUUACUUGUUCCGAUAAUGGAUAUAUGGAACAGUUACGGGCCUAAUGGACAACCUUGUGGAACCCCUCGAUAAACUGAUGCUUUUGCGUCCUUUUUCCUGAAAACGAAUAAUUACAAAGUGACAUCUUAAUAAUUCCUAUUUGAAAUUAAAUACUUGAUAAAACAAAUGAAUGCGGAUACUUGAAGAAAGAAUACGAAUAGGGCAACGUAAUAACUUUAGUGUAAUUGGAACAGAGU